Amaranthus tricolor (Joseph's coat) is the source of this 1266-nucleotide messenger RNA. RefSeq lists its product as uncharacterized. Lineage: Eukaryota; Viridiplantae; Streptophyta; Magnoliopsida; Caryophyllales; Amaranthaceae. The transcript has 6 exons. Gene Ontology annotation, biological process: translation. The record is from RefSeq and is a predicted model, not a curated record. The coding region runs from base 184 to 807 and encodes 207 amino acids. Gene Ontology annotation, cellular component: ribosome; mitochondrion. Gene Ontology annotation, molecular function: structural constituent of ribosome.
UAUGCCCAGUCCCUUACUAAUCCUGGUAAAAACAAACGAGCCGUCAAGACCGAACUCUUAACUCUUUGCUUUUGUUGAGCAACAUUCAAUCUCACAAGCAGGAAACUAGGCCACGGCCGCCGGAGCCUGCGGCGCUACACGGUGCACACUAGCGACUGCACUAUUGGGGUGAAAGUGGUUCAGAUGGCAUAUUACCAUUCUGCUAAAAAUUUACUUCGUCAAAUCAUCAAAAAUGGUAGUGUUAAGAAGUUGGAUGGAUUUGCUAAUCCCCAUUUUUUCACUGGCCAAGGACUUAGAUACAGAAAAUUGGAAGUCAUUCUGACAACGAACAUGGAGAAUCUUGGAAAGGCUGGCGAGACUGUGAAGGUGGCGCCAGGGUAUUUCCGCAAUUAUCUAAUGCCUAAGCUACUUGCUGUGCCUAACAUCGACAAGUUUGCUUAUCUCGUGAGAGAGCAAAGAAAGAUCUAUCAGCCUAAAGAGGAGGAAGAAGUUAAGGUAGUUAAAGAAGGUAAGGAAGAUAUGAUGAAAGAGUACAUUGCUGCUGCAAAACGGCUGGAUAAUGCAACAGUGGUUUUUAGAAGAUACUUUAAGGUUGACAAUGAAUUGCGAGAACCUGUGACAAAGGAUGAGAUAAUUGCUGAGGUAGCAAGGCAACUUUCUGUACGCAUUGAACCCGAAAACUUGCAAAUGCCAAACCCUUUGUCAUCAUUGGGGAUGCAUGAGAUACCACUUGUCUUACCAAAAUCCAUUCCAUUGCCCCACGGAAAGCUUGCAUGGACUCUCAAAGUCAAAGUUAGAAGAAAGUAAUGGGAUUUCCUGGCUUAGCUUAGAUCAAUAGUUACUGGUAUUGUAUUUUCAGCCUUGUGGAAGUCAGAUUUUGAAUAAUUUUUGUCUUCCCUCAAGUGUUCAGUUUCACCAAUAGACACCAUUUUAAUUGAAAGUGCAGCAUUCACAGGUGUGAUGGCUAUGGCCUGGACAACCCAUCAUUGAAACACUGAUAAGGCACUUCCAAAAUUGUGACUUUUUGCGUUGGAAAUCAUUUUAGUUCGUUGAUGCGUGAAUGAAUGAGGAUUCUAAUGCUAUGGUUAGUAAAAAGUCAUGUUGUCGGAGCUCGACUAGGGAACUAGACCAAAGGUUCUGAAAAUCUACCUAUUCGGUAUAAUUGUUGAAAAUAAACUUAACUAUUGUUUAUUUUUAGUUUUUACUUACAAAGAAGCUUGAAGAUGGUUAUAAAUAACUGAUAAGUUUAUCUUUACCUUUACUUAA